Messenger RNA from Salvia splendens (bonfire salvia), 3261 nucleotides. RefSeq names its product wall-associated receptor kinase-like 1. Gene Ontology annotation, cellular component: plasma membrane. Bases 942 to 3077 code for a protein of 711 amino acids. The record is from RefSeq and is a predicted model, not a curated record. Gene Ontology annotation, molecular function: polysaccharide binding; protein serine/threonine kinase activity; ATP binding. NCBI's taxonomy places the organism in Eukaryota, Viridiplantae, Streptophyta, Magnoliopsida, Lamiales, Lamiaceae. The transcript is spliced from 2 exons. Gene Ontology annotation, biological process: protein phosphorylation; cell surface receptor signaling pathway.
GUCAAGUACAUGGACAAUAGGGUAUUCGAGCCCGAGACCGCCUGGCUUGAUUCGCCUCGGCCCCUCCUCCCUCUAGCCGCCUUCACCGCCUUGGUCCCUUGCGGCCGACGGCGCCCACUAGAGGAGCCCCCAUGCAUCGGUGGUCGUGCCCUCAACCUCUUGUGAGGCGUUGCCUGACCCGCCCUCACUAGACGAGUAUUGACCACCCGCCGUGUGCUUCGUGUGUUUCGAGCUUGAGCCCGUGUUGGACUAGACACCGCCAGCCCACCUUUCAACGUCUUUGACCGCCUCCCAAAUAUCGACAUGUUGAAUUCUUUGUUGUUGUCGUCAAAAAAGACUCGCAUAGCCGCUCUCAGAAUGUCGUCUCCACUGGCUCCGCUUUGGUAAUUCGCCGCUUCAUUCUUGUAGAUCCCGCAAAAAAUUUUGACAUCUCUAUCAACUCGGUCAAAAUGACUGCGGAGCAUCUUCAUGGUGCGGCGGCGGGACCCUUUGGCUUGUUCUCGUUGUAGACGUCGGUAACCUUUUUUCAUAAACACUUGCGGGUUUGUUGAUUCCCGACGAUGGGAUCGUACGAGACGCUGACCCAAGCGUUGAACAGAGUCUUCGUGUCGUUGCGGUUGUAUGGAUGACGGCCUACAUCCUCCUCCUCCUCGGCUGCCUCCUCCUCUUCCUCCACGGCGUCGAAUGUGCGACCCCCGGAGCUUCCACCUCCUCGUCCUCCUUCCGGAUUGGGUUCAUCCGGAAAAUCCUCCCUAAUUUGGGAUAAUCCCUGCGAUUGCCCAUACCUCGGGGCGGAAGCACGAGAGUACGCAUCCAUGAUGCUUAAAAACGCUCAUUUCUAAUCCCACAUCGACUUCAAAAAAUUGAAGCUUGUACAAGUUAUCAAGCAGAGGUGCAUCGUUAUUAAGCCCAACUCGGUGCCUUGGUAGAAGAAGCAAGCAAUGGAGCUAGCAUUGGUUAUUCUGGUCAUCUACACCCUAUGCUUUGCCAUAACCCCAACUCUUGCAAGUUCCAUGUCGAAGCCCGGUUGUCCACAAAAAUGUGGAAAUGUCACCAUUCCCUAUCCUUUUGGAAUUGGUUCCAAAUGCAGUGCAAACUCCUCAUUCACAGUUAUUUGCAAAAACUCAACAGGAAAUAUGGUUCCAUUCUUGAGCAACAUAAAUUUGGAAGUAGUGAAGGUUUCACUCUGUGGUGCGGUUAUAGUGAAUCUGCCCGUGUCGCUUAUGAACUGCUCUGAAGGAAGGCAAACAAGAGAGUCUAUACCUAUAUCACUCAAAGGAAGUCCGUUCACAGUCUCAGCACUUGACAACACGUUUUUGGUACUAGGCUGCAACACUGCUGUGUGGUUUCAUGAUAAUGGAACGCUUGUUGGAGGAUGCUUGGCCAUGUGUGAUGAUGCUAAUGCUACAGACGUGACCAGUUGCAACGGCAUAAAUUGCUGCCAAACACCAAUUCCAAGACGAGGCCAGGGGUUUGAGUUUACUUACCAAUUUAUUCAACCCAGCAAUAGCAGUUUCUGUGGGUAUGUUUUUCCUGUUGACACUAAUUGGUGGGAUAUUGAGGGUUACAAAAAGCCUAAAGGCCUUGUUGAUAAUCUGUUGAAUCCAUUUGAUAGCGAGUUUAGAUUUGUGCCGUUGGUACUUGAGUGGGAAUUUGGUAAUCAAGAUGGUCAUUGCUCAUCUCCGGAUUCAAAUUAUGGAUGUCCUCGUAGUUCUUAUGAAUACGAAACAUACUUGGGUUACUCUGGAUCCAGUUCAUAUCAAUCUUCAACAAAAUACUGCACAUGUGGAGGAUAUGAAGGAAAUCCAUAUAUACGUGAUGGAUGUAUAGAAACUUAUUAUAGUAGCAAUACAAAUGGAUAUCAUAACCAUGAUAGUGGUAAUACUCAAGCCAUUAAAACAGCAUUCACUGUUAUUGGCAGUGUGGUUGGUGUGGUUAUUUUUCUCAUUGCAGCUUGGAAGUUUGGCAAAGCUAUUACAGAGACAUUUUUGGCUAUCAAGGAAAGCCGGAAAUACAUGUUCUUUAAGAGAAAUGGAGGCAUUUUGUUGGAGCAACAGUUGGCUGCUAUUGAGAAAGGCAUUGAGAAAACCAGAUUGUUUACUUCUGCUGAGUUGGCCAAAGCUACUGAUGAUUAUAAUGAGAAUCGAGUACUUGGCCGUGGUGGUGAAGGAGUUGUGUAUAAAGGGAUGUUGGAAGAUGGAAUAAUCGUGGCAGUGAAGAAAUCGGAGAGGGUGAACCAAGGUGAUGUGGUAGACUUCAUUAACGAGGUUGUGAUUGUAUCACAAAUAAACCAUAGGAAUGUGGUCAAGUUGUUAGGGUGCUGUCUGGAAAGUGAAGUUCCUCGUCUUGUCUACGAGUUCAUCCCCAAUGGCACUCUUUUCUCUCACAUCCAUCAUCCACAUGAAGAUUUCCCCUUAUUCUGGGAAAUGCGGGUGAGAAUUGCAAAGCAAGUGGCAGGAGCUCUUGCGUACUUGCACUCUGCUGCAUCUGUUCCUAUCUAUCACCGUGACAUCAAAUCAACCAACAUACUCUUGGAUGAGAAAUAUCGAGCCAAAAUAUCAGAUUUUGGGACAUCAAGAUCAAUUUCUCUCGAUCAAACUCACGUGACCACACGAGUGGUAGGCACGUUUGGGUACUUGGAUCCUGAGUACUUCCAGUCGAGCCAGUUCACAGAAAAGAGCGAUGUUUACAGUUUUGGUGUGGUGCUGGUUGAGCUUCUAACUGGAGAGAAGGCAAUAUCGGCUGUUAGAGUUGAAGAAGGAAGGGGUCUGGCCAUGCAUUUCCUGCAUUCCAUGGAGCAAGACCAGUUAUUCCACAUUGUUGAUGCAAGAGUGCUCAAAGAGGGCAAAAAGGAGGAAAUCGAGGCGAUGGCUGAAAUCGCUAAAAGAUGUCUGCAUUUGAAUGGGAAGGGCAGGCCAACGAUGAAGGAAGUUUCGCACCACUUGGAAGGAAUCAAAGUAGAGAUUCCUGAAAACCAGAUGCAAAGCAGUGGCCCUGAUCCUAUUGAAGAUGUUGACUCUGAUGGCCUCUCUUCCAUCUCGGAAAUCAUUGAAUGUUCGUCAUCUGAUGAGUCGUGAAGAAUAUAACUAUGGAAUGUUGAAGUAGUAACUUCAUCCUGAGCAAGCAACCUAUGCUUUUCUAUAUCUUCAGCUAUUUGGAUUCUGUGUGUAUGUGUGCGUUUAAUACACAAUUUAACUCAUGUGUGUAGCGUAAUAUGUGCAAUGUUUAUCAUUAAAGACGCUAAAUUUUAUUGCCUAGAAA